ACAUACAUACUGAAGUUGGCAACUGAGUUGAGCUGAGGUGAUCCGACCCCCUCAUCAUCACAUUCACUUUAUUUAGGCUUCCUCUUUUUUUUUUUUUUGUAUAAGUCUCAAAGAAACUUAGACCCCUUCGUAUUCUCCGCUCAUACCCCAAAUCCCCAUACCCCUUCUGUUCAACAGCAAAGAUGGCAACUGUGCGGGUUACCUCCUCUAGUAUCGUUCAAGCUUCAAUCCCGAACCGAUUCACAAGUGCCAUUGUCAAGGCCCCGACUUCUCUUGGAUCUUUUAAGAACAUCUCCAAAUCUUUUGGCUUGAAAUGUUCCUCCAAUCACAAAACAUUAAUGGCAGCUUAUAAGAUUAAGCUUGUAGGACCGAAUGGUGAGGUGAGCGAGUUUCAAGCCCCUGACGAUCAAUACAUUUUAGAUGCAGCCGAGGAAGCCGGAGUUGAACUGCCAUACUCUUGCCGAGCUGGAGCUUGCUCCACAUGUGCCGGGAAGAUUGUGUCGGGUUCAGUUGAUCAAUCGGACGGAUCCUUCCUUGAUGAAAAACAAAUUGCCGAUGGUUACGUGCUGACUUGCGUUUCGUACCCGACCUCAGAUUGUGAGAUCCACACUCACAAGGAAGCUGAUCUUUACUAGGUAUUUAAUGGUUUGAAAUCAGUAGAAUCUAUCUAAAAAAACCCAGAAAUUUCAUCUGAAUUGGGUGGAAAAUAAAGGGUAAAUGACUAAAUGUUUAUCUGGGACAAUUUGUUGCUUAAUAUGCUUAGUGUUUGCUCUAAAGUUUGUAGCUGAAAUUAGGGUUUCAAUAAUAUUUGUGGAUUUGCCAUAGAAAAUAUAUACCAAUAUUGUCUUUUAUGAUCUAAA
Messenger RNA from Gossypium raimondii (Peruvian cotton), 860 nucleotides. Its product is annotated as ferredoxin, root R-B2-like. Bases 183 to 635 code for a protein of 150 amino acids. The record is from RefSeq and is a predicted model, not a curated record. Lineage: Eukaryota; Viridiplantae; Streptophyta; Magnoliopsida; Malvales; Malvaceae. Gene Ontology annotation, biological process: electron transport chain. The transcript has 2 exons. Gene Ontology annotation, molecular function: 2 iron, 2 sulfur cluster binding; electron transfer activity. Gene Ontology annotation, cellular component: plastid.